GGAUAUGACGUUUCUAGUACGCGUGUUGUUCUUCCGUCCGAUCAUAGCUUGCUGCUCACCUAUUAAAGAAGACCCUUUCAUUUCUAGUCGUGUAAGACCUAGACGACAACAUGGGUGAGAGGAAAGGAGUGAACAAGUACUACCCUCCCGACUUUGACCCUGCUAAGCAUGGCUCCCUCAACGGCUACCACAAUACCCACCCUCUCAGGGAGAGAGCCAAGAAACUGUCCCAGGGGAUCCUUGUCAUCCGGUUUGAAAUGCCCUAUAACAUCUGGUGUGAUGGCUGUGGGAAUCACAUCGGCAUGGGGGUGCGCUACAAUGCAGAGAAGAAGAAAAUGGGGAACUACUAUACCACGCCCAUCUACAGGUUCAGGAUGAAGUGUCAUCUGUGUGUGAACUACAUUGAGAUGCAGACAGACCCGGCCACCUGUGACUACCUGAUCAUCAGCGGGGCCCGGCGGAAGGAGGAGCGCUGGGACAUGGCUGACAACGAGCAGAUCCUCACCACAGAGCGCACAGACAAGGAGAAGCUGGAGACAGACCCCAUGUUCAAGCUGGAUCACGGAGGCAAGGACAAGGAGAAGCUGCGGGCCGCCCUGCCCUCCCUCUCUCAGAUCCAGGAGCACCAAGAGGGCUGGAGGGACGACUUCCAGCUCAACAGCACCCUCCGCAGGAAGUUCAGGACGGAGAAGAGAGUGAUGGCCGACGAGGAGGAGAAGGACAACGCCGUGAGGAAGAGGAUGAAUCUGUCCAUCCCUCUGGUUCCUGAGAAGGAGGAGGACAAGAAGCUGGCUGCGCUGCUGACCUACACAGCCCCUGACUCCUACGACGACAGGCAGCACAUCAAACGGAAGGAGAUCUCCACGCGCUCCUGGUUCGGCUCCCCCUCCCUGCCCCAGGGGGGCGCCGCAGGCAGCCUGCUCCACAAGCUGGGGCUGCAGGGCAAAGGAGCGGCCGUGGCCAAGGCCUUGGGCCCCUCGCCCGCCACGUCCUCCAGCCUGAUCCGCAGGCGCACCGAGGGGGCCUGGUCGCGGCCCCGCGCCACCGUCACGCGGAGGAAGUCAGACCCGGGAACCCAAGGCAGGGAGAGCGGGGCGGACCGGGGGAAGGAUUUGGGCGUCGCGCACAGGACGGACGCGUCGGAUUCGGACGAUGCGUCACGUACGAGGGGACUAGAGAUUGCGGAGGUAAACGGGAGAGCGAGGCCGGCGGGGAGAGAGGAAACCACAGAGGAAGAGGAUGGAGCUGUGUCGUUGAAAGGAGAGGAUUGUGGGACUGUGGAGGAGCAGGGCAGUAGUCUGGCACGUCUGAAGUCUCUGGUGGCUGAUUACAGCGACUCUGAGUCGGACCCCGGACAGUGAAAGUAAUGGAUUAACUUUGGCUGGACUAUUGACCUGUGUACAUAGACUUCACCAUGGCCCCUUCACACAGUUGUUUACAAAAGGAUUAUCCACUUCUCUUUCAGUCUUCAAAUUGUCCCCGGUCACAAGGUUUUUUUCUUUUAUUAUAGUUUGUAUAUUUAAAUUGUGUUAUAAAGACGCAGAGCUGCAGUGAUCACCCCUGUCAAUAAAGCCAUGCCACUUUGA
This is a messenger RNA of Osmerus eperlanus (European smelt), 1586 nucleotides long. RefSeq names its product YJU2 splicing factor homolog B (gene yju2b). The transcript is spliced from 10 exons. Bases 111 to 1361 code for a protein of 416 amino acids. Gene Ontology annotation, cellular component: U2-type spliceosomal complex; post-mRNA release spliceosomal complex. The record is from RefSeq and is a predicted model, not a curated record. NCBI's taxonomy places the organism in Eukaryota, Metazoa, Chordata, Actinopteri, Osmeriformes, Osmeridae. Gene Ontology annotation, biological process: mRNA splicing, via spliceosome.